AUGAUCGUAGGGAAGAAGCGCAAGCUUGACCCCGAAGACACGUCAAACACACCAAAGAAGAAAAGUUCAUGCAGUGACACGCCUGUGAGACGCGAUCUUUUGGAGCGCUGCUAUGUUAGGGUCACUACACUAAGAGACCAUGUUCUCUCCAGCUUGCCGCGAGGUUCCCGCCUUCGACGCAAGAAAGUGGCAUCAAUCGGCCAGGGCGACAACAUUGGAGAAGUUGAGAGUCAAUUGUCUCGGCUAUUGGAUUCAUCUCUUGUUUGUUUUCGUGACCAAGCUCGCGACAGCGAUGACACGCGAUGGGAGCAAUGGCUUGUCUUCUCGCAGAAGGAAGAUGAAUCUUAUGUUAGCAUUUCGGAUGGAAUCACCGGUUCCAUGUAUUCGCAGUCAGAGAUUGUCGACUUUGUCGUGUGGCUCCUGUUCUCUAGAGACUUAAAAGCUGGACGACGGCCGAAACAUUUACUUUGCGACGGCUUCAGAAAAUCAGCUGGACCAGCUGAUCGGGGAAAUACAAGUAUCCCGGGACUCUUCAGCCUCUACCCCAACUCCCAUGUCAAGGCGCUUAGGGAAGCUCCUUGGCCACAGUUGCUGGCACUCCUGGGCCGAGCUGGCGAGAAGAUCAUGAUCGACUUACUUGUUGAUACUUCUGUCUACAUCAAUAUACAGGCGGGUUUCAACAAUUACUACCAGCUCACUGGUGUACCGUUGUCAGAGCUUGAUCUUCCCGGGGGUAACGUAUCACUUGGAAAUGGAUCUUCCAAUGAAUGCCGAAAGCCUGCAGAUAUCACAUUGGUGAGAAGCAGAAUAUUCUAUGCCAAGCCUUCUCUCACUUCUCGAGGCUCGAUCCAACCUGGCUACAAGCACAUCCAUGUUCUGAACAGAUACCCCCGUGUUCCGGACCCAAGUGAUCCCCAGAAAUCUGAUCAAAACGUUCAGCGACAACACAUGCUGAAAAUUAUGAUGUACAUGUUUCCUCGUCAGUUUGGGCUACACAACGUCUUCACUUCGCAAGUGGAUUUCUCCAAGACCUCCCAAAAGUUCCAGGACUAUACGUUGAGAGAGGACGAAAUCGCGCCAGCCUUCCAACCAAAGCCUGGACAGACUGGCAUCCAGAUGCCGAAGAUACCCAAGAGGCUUCGUGGCGACUUGGAGCAACUGGUUGAGCGUCUGCAAACUCGCCAUGGGCGUUGCUCAUACGUUGAACUUUUGCGACAUUAUUGCCCCUGUGUCUUUGAUAGACCCCAUCGAACUCGGAAACCGAAGAUGGAGAAAGAUUUCGUCUCAUCUCAUAAGCCCAAGCAGUCCCAACUUGUGUCAACAGCUUCGCGCCGAAGGAGGGCAUUCUCUCAGAAGCCCCCUGAAAAGGUAUGGGCAAACACGCAAAUUCCAGCCUUACCAGAAUGCAAGUCUCUUGUCGACCUCGCAACUCCGACGUCUCAGGUCUCGGCAUUUUGUCAAGCGGUGCUGUCAAAAAUCAUCCCUCACAAAUUCUGGGGCGAUGAAGACGUUCAGAAGCAUAAUGAAUCGAUGAUAAUGCAGAAAAUCGAUCAUUUUGUUAAACUAAGACGGUUUGAAACCAUGUCGCUGCAUGAGAUGUCACAAGACUUGAAGAUCCCAGAUAUAACCUGGCUUCAGCCUCCAGGCUCCGCUGGCCAGAAGCCAAGCAAAACGGACACUGCAAAGCGACACGAGAUUUUUCAUGAGUUUCUCUAUUUUGUGUUUGAUUCUCUCUUGAUACCCCUGAUCCGCAACAAUUUCUACGUCACUGAGUCUAAUACCCACCGAUACCAAGUCUUUUACUUCCGACACGAAAUCUGGAAGCGCAUCGCAGAGCCUGCCAUGGCAGAUCUCAAGGCGGAUAUGUUUGAAGAGGUUAGAUUGGACGAGGCAUUGGCUGUCCUCCAAUCAAGGCGGCUUGGCUUCAGCCAAGUUCGUCUGUUACCCAAGGGUGACAAACUCCGCCCCAUCAUGAACCUCAGGCGGAGGGCUCUGACCCGAGGAGCCUCAAAAACCCUGGGGCCGAGUAUCAAUACCAUAUUAGGACCGGUUCAUACGUUGUUGAAGCUGGAAAAGGAUGCCAAUCCCUCGAAAUUAGGGUCUACCAUGUUCUCCGUGAGUGAUAUAUACACUCGGUUGAAGCUUUUCAAGGAGUCCCUAGGGCCUAGUCAUGAUAAGCUGUACUUUGCCAAGAUCGAUGUCAAGGCUGCUUUCGACACGAUCCCUCAACCCGCAGUUAUCAAACUCAUGGGUUCCAUACCAAGCCAGGACAAGUACACCAUCAUGAAGCACGCCGAGGUCAAGCCCGGUGAGCGGGCUCUGCUCGAAGGUGAAAAGUCCUCAUCCAAAGCCAUCCGGCGAUGGCACGCAACAGCCCUGACCGAGGGCGAACCCUUCAACUUUACCACACGGCUCGAGAGGGAUUUAGCAGGAAAGAAGAAAAACACCGUCUUUGUGGACAGUGCCAUGCGAAAAACUCACAGCGUUGGCGAGCUCCUGCGCCUCCUGACCCAGCACGUUGAACAGAACCUAGUCAAGGUUGGCAAGAAGUAUUACAGGCAAAAGAUAGGCAUCCCACAAGGAUCUGUUCUUUCAUCUUUCCUGUGCAACUACUUCUAUGCUGAUCUCGAGGCCCAAUAUCUGGGAUUCCUAGCCUCGCCCGACACCCUACUGUUGCGACUCAUUGACGACUUCCUCCUCGUGACACUAGAUCAGGACAAGGCUGUCAGGUUUGUGGACACGAUGCACCAGGGCGUCCCCGAGUACGGCGUUGUGGUCAACCCGGCAAAGACUUUGGUCAACUUUGAUAUGUCGCAUGAUGGCACUCCUGUUCGCAAGGUUGAUGGUCAGGCAGGCUUCCCUUACUGCGGAACCACCAUCAACUGUCAGACUCUGGAGAUUACCAAGGACAGACAGCGGGACGCUAAUCUUGACGUGUCUGCCUCUCUUACAGUUGACUUUGGUCGAACACCAGGUCAAAACUUCCAGCGCAAAGUGCUCAAUGCCUUCAAGAUCCAGUCUCAUCUCAUGUUCUAUGAUACAUCCCACAACUCAACACGAACUGUCCUCACAUCGCUCCAAGGGGCGUUUGGCGAGACAGCCAAGAAGAUGUGGGCAUAUCUCCGCUGCCUUGGAAAAUCACGACAGCCCAGCGGUGAGCUGGUAGUCCGAACUAUUAUGAAGGUCAUUGAUGUUGCCUUUCUUCUCCUGACUAGCAAGUCUCGGACGAUGCGAUACCCCCAGUAUAAAUGCGACGUUCGCAAAUCACAAGUUGCACUUGUGGCCUGCUUGGCGUUUAGAGAGGUGUUGGCAGCGAAGCAGAGCAGAUAUCAGCAAGUUGUGGCCUGGCUGCGCAAAGAAGUGGACAGACUCGCUUCUGGAAAGCAGUAUGAGAGUCGCUCGAAUUCUCAAACGUAA
Molecule: messenger RNA, 3417 nt
Organism: Fusarium keratoplasticum
Lineage: Eukaryota; Fungi; Ascomycota; Sordariomycetes; Hypocreales; Nectriaceae
Product: Telomerase reverse transcriptase
Exons: 10
Coding region: 1-3417 (1138 amino acids)
Biological process (GO): telomere maintenance via telomerase
Cellular component (GO): telomerase catalytic core complex
Molecular function (GO): telomerase RNA binding; telomeric repeat DNA binding
Source: RefSeq, a predicted model, not a curated record